Molecule: messenger RNA, 600 nt
Organism: Vicia villosa (hairy vetch)
Lineage: Eukaryota; Viridiplantae; Streptophyta; Magnoliopsida; Fabales; Fabaceae
Exons: 1
Coding region: 1-600 (199 amino acids)
Source: RefSeq, a predicted model, not a curated record
AUGGGGGGUGAUAGUAAUUGUGGGUUUCGGACCGUGUCCGGUUUACUUGGUAAAGGAAAGGAGAAUCACAAUGUUGUGCACCAAACACUUAUUUUGAAGUUGAUGGUGCACAGGGAACUUUACACACGACUAUAUGGGAAAAAGGAAGAAUCCCAUAAAAUUCACAAUGCUCUUGUUCCAUGUGUUAGCGGUUCCGUACCAGUUGGAAAGUGUGUAUGCUUCCCUAAAGUGGGUCAUCUUAUAGUAAGUGCAUAUGACAGGGUGUGUAUUGAUCUAACGAGAUAUGGUUUUUCGGAGACAUUUUUCCAACUUUGGAGUCGCCCAUCUCAAGACCCAUCUGGACACAUCAUUUGUAUUGGGUAUAUUAGAUCACUCCAUUUUGUUAGGGUUUAUUUGAAACUGGGGUGUCCUAUUCCGGCUACAUCAGUGGAGUGGACGACACAUUUUGCAAAAGAGGCGGAAACUUGGUCGGAUCACUUUUUGGAAAUGAUGACAGAGUUCACCAAAUUGUCGGAGCUUGAGAGAGAAUCAAAUAGGAAGAAGUCAAAGAAAGAACCAGUUUUAGAUUUAAGUAGUGAUAAUUCGUUCGGUGCAUUUUAA